Messenger RNA from Closterium sp. NIES-65, 363 nucleotides. NCBI's taxonomy places the organism in Eukaryota, Viridiplantae, Streptophyta, Zygnematophyceae, Desmidiales, Closteriaceae. The record is from the annotation of a GenBank genome assembly.
AUGAAGCUGAUGAUGAGUGAUUAUAAAGUCGAGCUUAUAAAUGACAGUAUGAUCGAGUUCAACGUCUACUUUCACGGACCUAAAGAGAAUUUGAUCAACGUGUUUGAGGUCUUCCUUCCACAGCUCCUGCUUUACCCGAAUCCAACUGAUCCUCUGAAUGGCGAAGCCGCAGCUAUGCUCAUGCGAGACCCAGAGCAAUACAGGCAGAAAGUGAAAGAAUACUGCUUACGAUACGGCAAGGCGGAGGAUUUAGCCAGAAGGCACAAGGCGGAUUCUGACGAUGACGAUAGCGAAGAUUUGAGCGACUAUGAUGACAACGAUGCUUCCAGCGAUGAAGAGAUGGCUGGGCCGACGGAUUUAUAA